AUAUUGGAUGCCCCCAACAAAGAUCCAACUAAAGCCAAUUAUAUCAAUUAAUUGUACAGUUAUCUAAGGAAGAUUUCUACCUAAUAGAAGAGAAAAACAAUUUUAAUUCCUCGUGCCAUCACUAAUUCAAUAUCGAAUUUCCCAAUCCGUUUUUUUUUUCGAUCUUCGAUUUAGCUUGAAUGCACUACAUCUCAGUUGAUCUCCUACAUAGGCAAAACCAGUCAAUUUUAUGUUCUGUGGCUGUUUCAAUGUGACAUUGUGUUUACAAGUUAUCUACGACUUAAAAGCGUUAAGAAUAAAAAACAAUAACUCAAAAAAGGUCGGAUAUUUUAAAGAAAUAUCCAAACCAAUAUAAAUAUCUGACACAAAGCAGAAAUGCAGGUGUUCCAUGGGCUGUUCCAAAAGAUGAUUUUUUAAAAAGUGUUAGCACAUUGAUAUAUAAAUAAAAGAAAAUGUCCAGCCCCAAAAAGACCUCGAAGUCACCCGGAAGAAGCAAAGCCAGAGGUAGAAGUACUUCAGCAUCUCGUAAAGUUACUCGCAGCCGUAGUAGAAGCUCUGGAAGGAAACCUAAAGCUGAACCCCAACCUGAAGUGGAAACUACAAUAGAGGUAACAAAGUCAACCAAACGUAUCCCACGUCCAUCUGGGAAAUCUCCAUCACGAGUUUCCAAGAGGGAAACAACAGUGACCACUAGAAUAGUAACAUCCAACGUCUCAGCAGAGCAGGAGCAGGCUUCUGUUACCCCUGUCAGAACAUCCUCUAGAAUAUCAUCCAUCCUUGAGAAAGAGAGAGAAGAGUCUGCACGUUUGAGGGAUCAACUAAGAUCUGAAAUGUUAUCGAAUCUUAAGACUCCUCCACCACUGGAGAAGCCACAGCCAACCAAGUCAACCAGAGAAAGUCCUCAUUAUGAGUUCAUGGGUCCUAUAGGAACAUUCUUUCUUAUUUUUCUUCUGCCAUUUACAGUUUAUUACAUCAACUGGACAUGCAGAAAAGGUCGCUGCUCCAUUCUAGAAAUUCCAAAACUUCCCAGAAAUAUUAUUGGUGAAUUUUUUGAAGUGGAAUCAAUGCUGAUCUUCUUAGCUUGGUUUUUCUUCCAAGUUGUGCUUGCAUUAUUACCUGUUGGAUCAGUUUAUGAAGGGCAGCCACUCAAGUCUGGUGGAAGACUCAAGUACAGAUGCAAUGGGUUCUUUGCAUUGAUUGUUAGCCUACUUACCUUAGCAGCAGCCAUCUAUUUCAAAUGCCCUGUAACCAAGAUUGUGGAUAAAUUCUACAAACUCAUGACAAGUGCAGUAGUCUUCAGUAUCUCACUCAGUGUAUGUCUCUAUAUCAGCUCUAGAUUUGUGAAUCCUAAAAAACUGGCACCAGGUGGCAACACAGGCAAUGUAAUAUAUGACUUUUUCAUUGGCCGUGAGUUGAAUCCUCGUGUCGGCUCCCUUGAUUUAAAGUUUUUCUGUGAACUGAGGCCAGGCUUGAUUGGCUGGGUCAUUAUGGACUGGAUUAUGGUUUACAAAGCAUAUGAGACUGGAACCUUGCCUGCCAAUCUAAUUUUAGUUACAGUCUUCCAGACUAUUUAUGUGGCAGAUGCUUUGUGGUUUGAGAGUGCCAUUCUAACAACAAUGGACAUAAUCCAUGAUGGCUUUGGAUUUAUGCUGGCAUUUGGAGAUCUUGCUUGGGUACCAUUCCUCUACAGUCUCCAACCUCGCUUCCUUUAUGAAAGCAAACUUGUUUUGCCUUGGUACUGUCUUGCUCCAAUAGCCCUUUUGAACUUGGUGGGAUACACUAUUUUUCGCCUGUCUAAUUCUCAAAAGGACAGAUUCAGAAGAGACCCUAAAGAUCCCCUAUUUUCAGGAAUGGAAGUCAUACCCACUCAGGCAGGAAAGAAACUGUUGGUCUCUGGCUGGUGGGGACUCUGUAGGAAGCCUAAUUACCUUGGUGACCUAAUUAUGGCUCUUUCUUGGUCAUUAACUACAGGCUUUGGACAAAUUCUGACGUACUUCUAUCCCAUCUACUUUUUGGUGCUUUUAAUCCAUCGUGAACGACGAGAUUUUGAGCAGUGCCAGAAAAAGUAUGGCUCCAGCUGGAAUAAAUACUGCGAGAAGGUUCCUUACAGGAUUUUCCCUUACAUCUACUAAUGUCAGCAUGCUUACCUUUAUAACUAGUUUUAAUAGGGAGAUUUUUAAGCAAACCACAGCAGACACUUGAGUAAUAUUGACAUGUACUAGGUAGACAUCUGUUCCACUGCUUAGUUGCUGAAUUCACUAUUGUAGGCUUAUUUUAGGAAAGACUUCUUGGACACUGAAACUAUAGUUAAUAAUAAUAGCGUGAGCUUACAUGUUCAAAUAAUCAAUUGGAGAAGUGGGUCUUAUAGACUUAAGUAGAGCAAGUCAUCAACAUUCAAAUGUCUCUCAACUGAUCACAAGAGGGUCUAACCAUAAUUUAUAACUAAACUAUUGGUACAUACCUGGUAUAUGCAGUGUCACAAUUGAAAAUGAUUGACGACUUUUUUUUUUCUUACUGGGUCAUUUUUUACAUGGAUAUUUUGUCACCCAUUUCUUGAUGCCCAUUUCUUGGUAGGAAAAUAAAAUGCUUAUGUAUAGACAUUUAUUACUUCAUUAAGUGACAUCAUUGUGGAUGUAGGGCAGCAUUUGACACAAUAUAUUGCUCAAAACAAAACAUGCUGUCUUAAUUAUUUUAUGUAGACAUCUAAUAGCCAAUUUUAUUGAGGGUGUAACUUUUUUUUUUCUUCCACCAACUUUCAUUCUAUCAUUUGUUCUCAACAUUUUGGUUUCAUUUAGUGGUCAUGUUUUUUUUUUAUAUUAGCUCCUGAUUGUCUUAUUCAGAUAGCUUGGAAUUGGUUGAUAGUUUCUUUAGCGACUUAGAAUUAUUAUUUUUUCAUUCCAAGGCACAUGAUGUAUUAUCAAAAUAUUUUUUAUUGCUUUUUUCUUAUUUUUUCAAAAAGCUUUUCAAUUUUUUUUGAAAAUAUCGUUUGCUUGGUGUGUAUAUACAUUGAUAAUUGUAGAUAGAUCAUUGUUUGGGUAUGUGUACAAUUGAUAAUGGUAGCUAGAUCAUUGUGUGUACAAUUGAUAAUUAUAGCUAGAUCAUUGUUUGAUAUGUGUACAAUUGAUAAUUAUAGCUAGAUAAUGAUUGUUUGAUAUGUGUGUACAAUUGAGAAUUGUAGUUUGUUAAGCUUUUUUCGGUCUUUUUUUUUCGGUUUGAUUUUCAUAAGGGAAAAUGUUUUUUAUUUUUAACUUUUUAAAUAUAAUAAAAAUGAAUUCACAUGUGCCUUUAACAAUUUCAGUUUUUGGAAAUUAUUCAAAAAUUUAUAUUAAGUUUUUUUGUUUUGUUUUUUAAUCAGAAAGUGUGGUACAAAAAUGCAACUACUAUACAAACUCUGAGGGUUAGUUUAGCUGAACAACAAUCAUUUAUGAAUAAUUUAAAGGUGCAUUAGUAGAUAAUGCAUAAUUACAGUUUAUUGGAGUGCUUAGUGGUUUGUAAUCAUUAAUGUUGUUUGUUUUAAUACCAGGGUUGUGGAGUUGUUGCCAUUUUGGGUCAAAGUUAUGUGUACAGACUUGGGUUGGUGUGUGACAUAAACUGCUUGAUUACUUAACAAGGGGGCCUGAGUUUGAAACCAGACUCAAGCCAAGUUGGGUUUAUUGAACAUUUAAAAAACGUUUUCCUUUCAGACCUUGUGAUCUAUGGGGCAGAUGUUGAGGUAAUCUGUUUCUAAGGCUAACGAUUGACUAGGAGGUUGUCAUGUGGCCAGCACAAUGCCAACUGCUUUUACUUUCCACAUCUAAAUUCAGAUAGCCAUUAGAGUUGGGUGGACUCUGGGACGCCUUAAAAAUCCCAAAAUUUAGAAUCCCAGUCUUCACAGAGAUUUGAAUACAGGACCCAGGUUCAGAAGCCAAAUGCUCAGCUACCAUGCCACCUGAACAUCUAUAGGCAGCACUGAAACCUUCCAGGUACUUGUGCAAAGCUGUUAAAUUUUGGUACAGACUCUAAAAAUGUAUUUUUGGUCCAUAUUCUUGGGAUCCUCCACAGCCCUGCUUAAAAAUGAAUGUUUAUGUUAUAAAUAAAAUGACAAGAAAAAAAAAACACAAAAGGACUUGUGCAUACUAAAGAGUAAUUGUGUUGCUUGAAGUAACAGGCUCAGCUCUCCACAAGGCAGCUCAAGGAUGGCGCUUAGUCUAAUGCACCUUAGUAUGCAGUCACACAAUACCAGUGAAUGAAAGGAUAGUUGAAACACUGACAUGAGCUUUUCUGUUAAAUUUUUUUGUUUGUUUAAAGUUCUAGUCUUAAGCUUGUAAAAGUAUGUGUUAGCUGUUUUGGAUACUCAAUCUGCUCUACAUGUAAUCAAAAUAUUUUUAAAAAUCUGGUUUCUUUUCUAUUUAUAACUUUCUGCCCCCAAAAAAUAUAUAUUAAAAAAAAACUUCUUUAUACAUCAUCCUGAAUUCUCUCAUCAUUCACUCAUAUGUCAUCCUGAAUUCACUCAUUGUAUAAGGCUGCUGAACAUUUGCAUUGCAAUGUUGCAUCCUCUCAUGUUCAUACUGUAUAAAAUUGCUGUAAAAAUCUGUGUUUUUUUCUUUUGUCCCCAUAACUCCUGUAUGUAACCUUGCGUGUGUAGUCUGUCAUCAGUUUUUAGAUGUUCUCAUUGAAUGCUCCCUCAAAUGUCUGGAUACAACUUUCAGACUACAAAUGUUUUGUUAUCAGCACAUUUGACCAAUGUUAUCACUCUGAUAUUAUUUGUUUGUUUUGUUGAGUUUCAUUCUUAUUCUGAUACACUACAUAACUUUAAAAAAAAACAACCUCUACUAAUGUAUUCUUAACUUUCCUUUCAUCACUCUAAUAUAUAAACAUUUCACAAACUAUAAACAAUGAUUAUAAAUCCAUUCAAGUGAAACAAACCUGUAAUUGAAUAAUUUAUGACCAAUUAAAGUUGUUGAUUUUUAAGUAGCUUCUACUUCCAACAUUUGUUUUGUAACUUUUUUUUUGUGCACAGAAUUUCUUAAGUAAACGUUACUAUCCAUUUAUUGUAGAUAUUUUUUUACAUGGAUGUUUACAUAGCAAUGUAUUUACCUUAAUGUAUGACUUUGAUGUUUGCAUUGGGUUUGUAUGUAAUUAAAAUAAUUUUUAUUUUUAGUGGAAAAUAAAAUAUGUAUACCCUUGUUGAAUUUUUUUUAAUGGCAAACAAUAUUUUUCAGAUUAUAAUUUUUUUGGUCACUAUGCCUUAAUAAUACAUAAAAAAAAAAAUAUAUAGAGGCGUAUCAUUUGCAUCAUAUAGCUUUUAUGUUUAUGUUUUGAGCUUUUAAAAAUGUAAGAUUAUUCAAGUGCCCACCAAUAAUAAGUCAUCAAAUCAGUAACUCAUUUUUGUUAUUUCUCUAAGGCAGACAUUACAAUACAAUAUUUUAUAAUCUUUGUAUUGAGUGUGUAUUUGUACCAAUAAUGAAAGGUCAGAUUUGAAAUAAAAGUUUUCAUUCAGUCCAAGA
Messenger RNA from Biomphalaria glabrata, 5486 nucleotides. RefSeq names its product delta(14)-sterol reductase TM7SF2-like. Gene Ontology annotation, biological process: sterol biosynthetic process. The transcript has 13 exons. Gene Ontology annotation, molecular function: oxidoreductase activity, acting on the CH-CH group of donors, NAD or NADP as acceptor. Lineage: Eukaryota; Metazoa; Mollusca; Gastropoda; Planorbidae. The record is from RefSeq and is a predicted model, not a curated record. Gene Ontology annotation, cellular component: endoplasmic reticulum membrane; nuclear inner membrane. The coding region runs from base 453 to 2132 and encodes 559 amino acids.